This is a messenger RNA of Arabidopsis lyrata subsp. lyrata, 2001 nucleotides long. Its product is annotated as aminotransferase ALD1. The coding region runs from base 511 to 1881 and encodes 456 amino acids. The record is from RefSeq and is a predicted model, not a curated record. NCBI's taxonomy places the organism in Eukaryota, Viridiplantae, Streptophyta, Magnoliopsida, Brassicales, Brassicaceae. Gene Ontology annotation, biological process: systemic acquired resistance, salicylic acid mediated signaling pathway; L-pipecolic acid biosynthetic process. The transcript has 10 exons. Gene Ontology annotation, molecular function: pyridoxal phosphate binding; L-lysine:pyruvate alpha-transaminase activity. Gene Ontology annotation, cellular component: chloroplast.
CAAUAAAAGUUGUUGUAGCGUCAAUAUUUUUUAAAAAUAUCCGUUUCUAACAAUUUUAGCUAAUUGACAUUAGCUAUAAUAUGUUUGUUUUGUCUAUUAUACAUACAAAUUUUUUAAAUGGAACGCAAGGAGUAUUAAAUAUUAGGUUUCUGACCAAAAGAAAGGAUGGCAUUGAUUGCUAGAGAUUUCAAAUGAUAUAUAUUUGUUCUUCAAAUGUUAUUUAAGUACCUACAAAUAAUAAUCUAUUUAAGAAAAUAAUAUGCUCAUAUAUUGGUCCAACAUUUAAUGGACAAUAAGAAGACAUGGUGUGAAUAUAUCUGACUCACUAGCCGUGCAUGGAUUGGCUGCUUCAGAAAUUUCUGCACUCUAUCCACUUGAAGGUGACAUAUAUAUACUCAUUUUAAUAGUGCUUAUUGGUACUUACUUGGAGUAUAUAUAUACGCACGUAUCAGAUCAGGUUGUAUUAUAAUUGUCUACAUAAUCGAAGCUGUCAUAACUUGCAAGUAAAGAAUGGUCAGUCUAAUGUUCUGUAGUUCGGCCUCACCUUUAUGUUCUUCUCCAUCAAAAAUUACCAAGGCUAGUUUGGACUUCGAUAUGAAGAAACUUGGUGGCAGCACAAAACUUGUCCGGAACGUGAAUUUGGAGAAACUAAAGAACAAUUAUUUGUUUCCUGAAAUCAACAGACGUGAGCUUGAGCACAUUGAAAAGCAUCCAAAUGUACAAUUGAUAAGCCUUGGGACUGGUGAUACAACAAAGCCUAUACCAGAGCAAAUAACCUCACAUAUGUCUAACUUCGCACAUGGCCUAUCGACGGUAGAAGGAUAUAGAGGGUAUGGACUGGAACAAGGAAAUAAGACCCUGCGAAAAGCUAUUGCUGAAACGUUUUAUAGAGAUUUGCACGUAAAAAGCAAUGAAGUUUUUGUAUCAGAUGGUGCACAAAGUGAUAUUUCUCGUCUUCAGCUACUCCUAGGCUCCAACGUCACAAUUGCUGUGCAAGAUCCUACCUUCCCGGCUUACAUAGAUUCAAGUGUGAUAAUUGGUCAGACUGGUCAUUUCCAUGAACCAACCAAGAAGUACCAAAAUGUUGUCUACAUGCCAUGUGGGCCUAAAAAUAGUUUUUUCCCUGAUCUGGCUAUGACCCCAAGGACUGAUGUCAUCUUCUUUUGUUCUCCUAAUAACCCUACUGGUUAUGUUGCAUCCAGAAAACAACUACAUCAACUAGUUGAUUUUGCAAAGAGAAAUGGUUCCAUAAUUAUUUUUGACUCUGCAUAUGCUGCUUUUAUCGAAGACGAUAGCCCACGUUCAAUAUAUGAAAUUCCUGGUGCUAGAGAGGUGGCGAUUGAAGUUUCUUCAUUCUCUAAGUUUGCGGGUUUCACCGGUGUUCGGCUUGGUUGGACUAUCAUCCCUGAUGAGCUCUUGUACUCUAAUGGUUUUCCCAUUAUCAACGAUUUCCAUCGCAUAGUUACCACUUCCUUCAAUGGAGCUUCAAAUAUUGCUCAGGCAGGUGGACUAGCAUGCCUUUCUUCUGGUGGCCUUAAGGAGAUACGGUCAGUGAACGACUACUACAAAGAGAACAGGAAGAUACUGAUGGACACUCUAGUCUCGCUCGGCCUCAAGGUUUAUGGUGGCGUAAAUGCUCCAUACUUGUGGGUUCACUUCAAGGGAUCAAAAUCAUGGGACGUUUUUGCUGAGAUUCUAGAAAACACUCAUAUAAUAACAGUACCAGGCUCAGGUUUUGGACCCGGUGGAGAAGAGUAUUUGAGGAUUAGUGGGUUUGGACGCAGAGAGGACAUUGUUGAAGCAUCAAAGAGGUUGCAGAAUUUCUUUAACACACGAACCAAACAUUUUACUUAUCUCUCUUCUUCUUCUAAUACCAAUUAGGCUAAACACAUAUCGUCUUUGUAAGCAUCGUCUUGAAUAAUUUCUCCCACCUAUCUUGUACCAUAAUGUAUAUUAUUGAAAUAAUAAAAGCUACGGGACCAUGUUAGUUGUUUAGCAUAA